GAACGGAGUCGGGACUGCCCAGGUGGAGCGGGCGCCCCUGCCAACGCGGACCGGCAGGCGCACGGGCAUCGCGGCGAGGACCGCACCGCACGGAUCCGCGCGGGGCAGAGCCGAGCCGCAGCCCCACGCGCCGCCCAGGACACGCUCGUCACCACCACCUCCGCAGCACCCAUGGGGACCAGGAGACUUUAAAGGAGUUUGGGGUUUCGGGAGCAGGGAAAUCACGGAUCCCCGCUUCUGGCCCCGGCCUCGCCGCGUCAUUGAUGGGCAACCAACUGGACCGCAUCACCCACCUUAGCUACAGCGAGUUGCCCACCGGGGACCCGUCGGGGAUCGAGAAGGACGAGCUGCGGGUCGGGGUCGCCUACUUCUUCUCGGAUGAGGAGGAGGACCUGGACGAACGAGGCCAGCCCGACAAGUUUGGCGUGAAGGCCUCCCCGGGCCGCGCUCCCUGCCCGGAGAGCCCUAGCCGUCGCCGCCACCACCACCUGCUGCACCAGCUGGUCCUCAACGAAACUCAGUUCUCCGCCUUUCGGGGCCAGGAAUGCAUCUUUUCCAAAAUGAGCGGCGGCCCUCAGGGCGCCGACCUGAGCGUCUACGCGGUCACGGCGCUGCCCGCGCUCUGCGAGCCCGGCGACCUGCUGGAGCUGCUGUGCCUGCAGCCCGCGCCAGAGCCGCCCGCGCCCGCCCCGCACUGGGCCGUCUACGUGGGCGGCGGGCAGAUCAUCCACCUGCACCAAGGCGAGAUCCGCCAGGACAGCCUGUACGAGGCGGGCGCGGCCAACGUGGGCCGGGUGGUGAAUAGCUGGUACCGCUACCGCCCGCUGGUGGCCGAGCUGGUGGUGCAGAACGCCUGCGGCCACCUGGGCCUCAAGAGCGAGGAGAUCUGCUGGACGAACUCGGAGAGCUUCGCCGCUUGGUGCCGCUUCGGCAAGCGGGAGUUCAAGGCGGGAGGGGAGGUGCCGGCCGGCACGCAGACCCCGCAGCAGCAGUACUAUCUCAAGGUGCACCUGGGUGAGAACAAGGUGCACACGGCCAGGUUUCACAGCCUGGAAGACCUCAUCCGCGAGAAGCGCCGCAUCGACGCCAGCGGCCGCCUGCGUGUGCUCCAGGAGCUCGCCGACCUUGUGGACGACAAGGAGUAGCCUGGGGGUCGCCGCCCGCCCCUCCAGGCUCCCCGCGCCCCGCUCCCUCCCCCGCACGCGGGCUCCCAGGCCGGCGAUUCAGCACCCCCCGACCCCCUUGAGUGGCCACCCGCAGCGGCCAGCGCCCGGGCUGCAGCCUCGCAUCAUUCUGGCAAGUGGCAGGUAGUCCCAGGAACUGGCCCCGGGCCUGAAGGGGCCGCGCCCGCCCGGCUGAGACCCCCAGUGGUGAUGAUGGUGUUGGGAGGCCCAGCGUGCGCUCGCCCCUUGAGUUGUAAGUGGGGAGAGGAGAACGGGCCGAGGGAAGCAGGGACAAGGCCUCCCCCCAAGAGUCACUGGUCUAGUGACUAGCACCCGACCUACUAGAAAGGGACCAUCGCCGCCCCAAACGUGCACACACAGACCGGUGGGAGGUGAGAAUUGAUCCUUUCAGGGCACAGCUCAGCUCUAGUAUGGAUGUGUCCCCAGACUGCAGGAUUUCCAAGAAAUCGAGCCUGUCCCUCAUGCACUUGUGAAUAAUUCCACGAGGGAGCAAGCACUUCGGGACUCCGGGUUAUCCCGAGGCUGCCCGGGACUUUUUCAGCUCUCCAGUCCCUGAUCUGCUGACAUUGUAUCCCAGGCUCCGGGCUAAGCAAGACAGUGUUUGUUUUGCUUCCCGUUCUUUCCACCUAGGGAAGCGAACGCCACUCCCCACCGGCAUUUGCCUGUGAGUCCCCCUUGCUGGCAGAAGCGAUGCCUUCCCGGUCCCCGAAGGAUAAUGGCGCAGCGAAUUUGAUGAGGAGAGCCGCCGGCCCCGCCCCCCUGGCCAGGAGAAGGCUCACCCGGUGUCCGCGAACUUGAAUCUGUGAAAAGGGCGCUUGCUCUCAACCCUAGAUGGCUCCCUCCUUGGGCUGCGUUUCAAAAAUAACCACAGUUUUAAAGGGGUUGGAGGAGACGGAGGGGAAAGACAUGGCAACAUUCCAGAAACCAGCAUUAUUACAGCACCAUAGCCAGUGUAUUUAGUUUGGCUUUUCCUAACACAGAAAUCUCAGAAGGUGGGGAAGUGGAAAUAAAGUCUUAAAAUCGAGAAAGCAAUUGUCCAAAUAUGUCAACAAAGCCUAUCGUGUUGAUGUUUUUUUAUUGACCAUUUUAGCAACAUGCUAAUAAAAUUUCAAAUUGAAA
This is a messenger RNA of Lipotes vexillifer (Yangtze River dolphin), 2303 nucleotides long. RefSeq names its product LRAT domain containing 1 (gene LRATD1). The coding region runs from base 264 to 1145 and encodes 293 amino acids. The record is from RefSeq and is a predicted model, not a curated record. Gene Ontology annotation, biological process: cell motility; cell morphogenesis. The transcript has 2 exons. Lineage: Eukaryota; Metazoa; Chordata; Mammalia; Artiodactyla; Lipotidae.